Molecule: messenger RNA, 3222 nt
Organism: Plodia interpunctella (Indianmeal moth)
Lineage: Eukaryota; Metazoa; Arthropoda; Insecta; Lepidoptera; Pyralidae
Gene: nab
Product: NGFI-A-binding protein homolog
Exons: 8
Coding region: 261-1565 (434 amino acids)
Biological process (GO): negative regulation of DNA-templated transcription
Cellular component (GO): nucleus
Molecular function (GO): transcription factor binding; transcription coregulator activity
Source: RefSeq, a predicted model, not a curated record
CUGCAGGUUAGGGCUCCGUCGGCGGCCCGGCAGUCGAGACGCGUCGCUUCACCACGUCACGUCACGGCUAAACUUAUUUGCCGGCACUACCGCGAGUUUACAAAUAAAUUGACAGCGCGCGCUCGGUAUAACCUAAAAAUCAUAGACAAUUUUGCUUUUUUUAAUGAUAUAUUUUUAGUGUCUUUUCAGCCAGUUUUAUCUUUCGAAUGAGACAGUUUUGGUAAUUUUGUGAAGUUUUUGAAUUGGCGGGCGCCGGGUUGAUGUGUGCGAGCGAGAGGGGUGAUAUGGAGAGCCCGGGUGAGGAGACGGGACGGAGCGCACCCCCCGCGCACACCCCAGCCCCCCCGCAAAACAACGGCUCCAAUAAGAUUAUCGGACGCAACGUGAAUGGGACCAUGGUAGUGACGUCGGCGCCGGCCAACGAGGCGGAGCUGCAGCUAUACAGGGUGAUGCAACGCGCCAGCCUGCUCGCAUAUUACGAUACUCUGUUAGAAAUGGGAGGCGACGACGUCCAGCAGCUUUGCGACGCUGGCGAGGAAGAAUUCCUCGAGAUAAUGGCACUAGUCGGCAUGGCCUCCAAGCCACUCCACGUCAGGCGGCUCCAGAAGGCCCUCCAAGAAUGGGUCACCAACCCAGCCCUCUUCCAAAUCCCCAUAGUCCCAAACCUCUGCCCCACAGAAAACCCUUUCAUGCAAUGCAACCAAAGACUACUUAACAUCCCAUCAAAUAUACCUUCAGUUCUACCCCGAACCGUCGCAUCACCUGAAAAUAACCGUCCCAUGUAUAGUCCUUCACCUGGCGCUCCAGAAAACAGCUGUGGUUCCACUACGUCAGCCCCAAACGCGAGUCCAAUUCACCAACCUACCACAUUUACCAAAAUAGUCUUACCGUCAUCACCAGCCCCAACUACCCCUGUGACGUCAUCAGCUUCUAGAUCUUUCUCACCGCAAAGUGCCUGUCCGCCUGCAUCGGCCGGAUCCAGUCCAUCAUCAGUAACAUCACCGGUUCAAUUAACGCCAGUGCUUUUAGACAUACAUGUACAGAAAUUGGCUGCAGCUGCAGAAAAGUUGAGCAAACAUUUGUCGCCAUUAGAACCGAAGCCACAGAAUACGAAGAAGAAGAUGUGUAAAGAAUUGGAGCUGGUGAUGAUGAUGCCCGAGUCGGAUCCGCGAAGGAUGGAGGAGAUCAGGAAAUAUGCGGCGAUAUACGGGCGGUUUGACUGCAAGAGAAAGCCAGAGAAGCCGUUAACUCUACAUGAGGUGAUGGUAAACGAGGCAGCCGCCCAGAUGUGCCGCUGCGUGCCCGCGCUGCUGACGCGGCGCGACGAGCUGUUCCCGCUGGCGCGGCAGCUCGUGCGCAGGGCCGGCCUGCACUACUCCAAGCACGGACUCCCCCCGAGUGCUUCGCUGGAGGACCGUGACCACGAAGACGAGACGCCCAGCAAGCGGCCGCGGCAGGAUGGAGAGGAAGGCAAUGGAGUGAGAGCAAGUCCUGAUGCCGCAAGGAGCAACUCCAACCAUAGACAUUUGUUUCCUCAGCUGGUGGGGCGUGAAGGCGGAGAGUGAUGACGCGGACUCCAGGUGUUCUUACUCCAGUACCAGCACUCCUCCUCCUGAUGCUGAAGAAUCUCGCCCUCAAGUUGUGGCCGCGCGGGGAGACAGCAUCAUAGCAGUAGCCAACCCAGCGUUGCAGCCCCCGCACCCCGCCAGAAACCAUUCCAACUGAUCCUUACUAUCAUCAUCAUCAAUUAAUUUAAGAACUUUGUUUCUUGUCGGUGGAGAACUUUCCAUCUAAUUCUGUCCUCAGCCAUUGAUUUCACCUCCCUAUACGACACGAGCUCUGCCUUCUCUUUUAUUUCAUCUAGGAAUACCCUUAGGUUGAUCCUUACUAUAUAAAUAUAUGUAUAUUGACAAAAAACACGGAUUAGUCAGCCCCAAAGUAAAUUCGAGACUUGUGUUACUAGAUACUUACUCAACAAUACAUUUUAUAACACAGGUCAAUUUGAAUAGUAUCAUCUUGACCAGACGGGGAUCGAACUCGGGACCUCCAGUGAAGCAGUCCGCCAUGAUGACCAUUAGGAAAGGUCGUUAGAUAUUGAUUAAAAAAAACUAUUCCAGUUGAUUCUUGUAAAGACUUAACAGGAACUCAAGUUUUAAUUUUUUUUAUUAGACCUAUGAAAAAUACCAUUUGUCAGUGGUGACCGACCAAGCAUCGUACAAUUUAGAUGGGCAAGCCUGCUAUACAAACACUACUCGGGAAAAAAUCUAAUUGAUACAAAAGACAUUUUGAAAUUCCCUAUUCCGCGUCCUUCCCGUCCGUCACAAAGCGGCACGAUCAAAUGUAUGAACGUAUUGCUGUGUCCUGUGUCCAUACUUACUAAUAUUACAAAUGCGAAAGUCUGUCUGUCUGUUCGGCUUUUACGGCUAAACCGCUGGGCGGAUUUUGUUGAAGUUUGGUAUACAUGUUGUUAUAGACUUGUGUUCAAACAUAAGCUAUUUUUUCUUCAAAAAUCGACCUCAAAAGGGCUAUAAUGGGUUGUGAAAGUUUGUAUGAAAUACAUAUCUGUUCCGCUUUCGCAGAUAAAUUUACGCGAGCGAAGCCGCGGAUAAUGUCUAGUAGACUAUAUAGGACACCCAUAAUAUACACCCACACGUUUGAUAUUUUCAUCAUAUAUUGUCGUGUCGUUGUCGUGUUGCAAUAAUCGCAUCCAAUUCGUUAUAGAAUAUUAUUCUGCAAAUAUUUUCCUAUAAAUUCAUUAUGUUUUUAGUUAAGAAACUGAGAUUGGUACAAAUAUAUCCCACCGUUAUUAUUUUUAAUUAUAUAGUUUUUACCAUUUUCUUUCAUAAUAUCAGAAAAAUAUUAACAGACAAUGAUUUAUUACAGGUGAAUUCAAAAUUCCGAAAAUAAUUAAAUUCAAAAUUCCUCUUUCAUCCAAUCAGUACUUAGCCUAAAUUGGGAUUACGAUGUGGAAUAGUUUUAUUUAUUAUUUCAGAAAUUUUGUUCUUCUUUCUUUUUUUUUUUGAGCAUUUUUCCAUAGCAGUCUUUCCCCUAAUAUUAAAAUCACAAUAUUAAAGUCACUUGUACAUUCCGAAUACUAAAUAGUAAUUGUAUAAUUUUAGACCUGUAAAUAAUUGUACACAUUAGUUUUAGACAACGAUCAUUGCGAGCCAUAUUGUACUAAGUUAUACACGAUAUAUAAAUACAUAAUAUGUUUAUAUUAUA